Molecule: messenger RNA, 1065 nt
Organism: Gloeophyllum trabeum ATCC 11539
Lineage: Eukaryota; Fungi; Basidiomycota; Agaricomycetes; Gloeophyllales; Gloeophyllaceae
Exons: 2
Coding region: 110-940 (276 amino acids)
Source: RefSeq, a predicted model, not a curated record
GGAACACAAGCCUGGUAUAUAUAGUCCCUUCAAUCCCGUGCCUCCCUGCGCAUUCCCAGUUACUCAGCCACACAGCCCAGAUAAAGACUUGACGCCCAAGCCAAUCGCAAUGGUGGUCAUUACGGACGACAAGUCUAUGCACCGCAACCUGCCCCCGCCGCCCCCGUACUAUGCUGCUGGGCCCGUCAGCCCGCCGCCGUUCCCCAACCACUUCCCGAGGCCGAAGUUGACGCUCGCAACGCUUCCGUCGCACAUCCUGCUGCAGAUCGUGUAUGCGACGUUCCCCAGGACCGCGGACAAAGACGAGGGGAAGCUGGAGAGGCAGCGGAAGACGCUGUACUGGCUGAGCACCAGCCUGCGCCUCGUGAACAGGGCGUUCUACAUCGCAUGCAUGCACGUCCUCCGGUCCACCUACCUCCCCGCCUACGAGUCCCUCAUCCGCCCGCCAUACAGCUCCGACCCCUUUCCCUACACCGCUGCAUCCACCUCUAGCUCCUCCAGCCCCGCGCAGACCCCCGUGAACGCGACCCAGCGCGAAACCGCCGUCCUCGACCAGUUCAUCGCGCUCAAGGUGCGCGAGGACGUCUGGGCGGACGAGUCGGAGCUGCACAUCGAGCGCGAGGACAGCUUCAAGGACCUCUUCGACCUCAUGCAGCCGCGCAGCCGGCUCGAGGACCUCGUGCGGCACUACGGCGUGCGCGACGGCGUCGUGAGCGCCGACGGCGAGAAGGGGAAGGAGAAGGGGCGCGCGGUGCAGCCGCUGCCGUUCGUGGCGCUGUCGGUGUCGUUCUCCACGAGAAAGGCGGGCCUUGUGCUGAAUGCGAGAGGGGGCAAGCGGACGAUUGUGGAGGUGCCGCGGACGAGGGACGAGAAGCUCGAGGUCGCGGCGAAGAGGCUCGUCAGGGAGCUGCGAAUUUGGUUGGAGGGGUAUUCGAGGUGAUGACGCGCCCGGUGAGAAGUUACUUGAACGAAUGUAUACUAGAGUGCUAUAGGCGUACUAUACUCUGCCUUGUUUCCCUAAUUUAUUUGGAGGACAUUAUAAAGAUGUACUCUGCGUGAUGCGUC